Messenger RNA from Vanrija pseudolonga, 1896 nucleotides. RefSeq names its product Protein priA. The transcript has a single exon. The record is from RefSeq and is a predicted model, not a curated record. The coding region runs from base 1 to 1896 and encodes 631 amino acids. NCBI's taxonomy places the organism in Eukaryota, Fungi, Basidiomycota, Tremellomycetes, Trichosporonales, Trichosporonaceae.
AUGAAGCUCUCAGCCCUUAUCGUGGCUGCCUUUGCCCUCCCAGCGGCGCUCGCCAACUCCAUCGAGCACCGCAGCGAGCCAGAGCCGCACGUGAUCGAGGCCCGCCAGCUCGAGGCGCGCACCUUCAUCGCCAGCGGCCGAUGUGACAUGUUCCAGGCCGCCAACUGUUUCGUCGCCGGCAAGAACAUGGACAGCAACUGUAACUGUGUGUCCCCUCCCUUCUUCCAGCUGCCCACUCCCGCCUGUGGUAGCUACACGACCUACCGCGACCCCGUCGUCCUCUCCAAGUGUUGGAGUAACGGCCAGGGCUGUGGCCCCUUCGGUAACUGUAUCGGUACUCCUGUGACUACUCCUCCCACCUCCGGCACGUGUAACAACUGGGUCCAGAUCUCCAUCUGUGAGAUGCUCGGCAAGAAGACGGACGGCAACUGUCAGUGUGUUGGCGGCACCCCGGUCACUCCAGGCAAUGCUGGCUGUGGUGACCCCGCCAUCGUCGGUAACUGUUACAAGCAGAAGUACGGAUGCUCGUCCAAGUGUGUGUGCACGCCCAACCCUGUUACAACUUCCAAGGCCCCCACCACGACUGUUACCCCCGGUGCUUGCCAGAACUGGGUCGCCAUCGCCACCUGCGAACUUCGCGGCCUGAGGACCGACGGCAACUGCAACUGUAUCGGUGGCACCCCCGUCACGCCCGGAAACAACGGCUGUGGUGACCCCAACAUCGUUGGCAACUGCUACAAGCAGGGCUGGGGAUGCUCGUCCAAGUGUGUCUGCACCCCCCUCUCCUCCACGACCCCGGCGCCUACCACCACCUCGGUGAAGCCCACCACCCCCGCGCCGACGACCACCCCCGCCCCCACCACUACGGUCUCUCCUGGUGUCUGCAACGACUGGGUCGCCAUUGCCACCUGUGAGCUCUUUGGCAAGAAGACGGACGGCAACUGCAAGUGCAUCACCGGUACCCCUGUCACCCCAGGAAACGCCGGCUGUGGUGACCCGGCCAUUGUCGGCACCUGCUACAAGAAGGGCUGGGGCUGCUCCUCCAAGUGUGUCUGCACUGGCCCCUCCUCGGCUGUUCCUACCACCACCCCGGCCCCCACGACCACCACCAAGACUGUUGCCCCUACCACCACGACUCCCGCCCCCACUGUUGUCCCCGGCAUCUGCUGGGACUGGUUCAAGAUCGCUUCUUGUGCUCAGAAGGGCCAGAAGGUCGACGGUGCCUGCAACUGUGUCGGCGGUACUCCUGUGACUCCCGGCAACAACGGCUGUGGUGACCCCGCCAUUGUUGGCGAGUGUUGGCGCAAGGGCUGGGGCUGCAGCUCCAAGUGCGUCUGCACUGGCCCCUCGACCACCAUCACCCCCUCGACUACUGUCACUGCCACUCCUACCGCCACGCCCACCCAGGUCGGCCAGUGCAAGGACGCUAUCCUGAUCAAGUGGUGCGCUCUUACCGGCCGUGGUGUCAACCCCGACUGCACCUGCAUCUCGUGUGGCUGCACCGACCAGUGGGCAUGCCACGCCAAGGGCGGCAAGCUCGACUCGAACUGCAAGUGUGUCGUUCCCUCGUCCGCCGUCAAGCGCCGUGACGCCGAGUGGGUCAAGAGCCUCUGCCCCACCACCAUGAAGGCCUGCCGCGUCGACGGCGAGGAGCAGGGCUUCAACGGCCGCUUCGAGUGCAUCGACAUCACCUCCAACAUCGAGUCGUGCGGCGGCUGUAUCGCCGAGGGCCAGGGCCAGGACUGCACGGCCAUCGAGGGUGCCUCGGAUGUCGCCUGCGUCAAGUCCAAGUGUGUCAUCUCGACAUGCCAGCGUGGUUGGGAGCUGUCGGCCGAGGGCCGCUGUGUGCCAUCCACCAACGGCGGCAAGUUCCAGCAAAAGGUCUGGGGUGUCUAA